This is a messenger RNA of Oncorhynchus gorbuscha (pink salmon), 2262 nucleotides long. RefSeq names its product sialic acid-binding Ig-like lectin 7. The record is from RefSeq and is a predicted model, not a curated record. The coding region runs from base 234 to 1667 and encodes 477 amino acids. NCBI's taxonomy places the organism in Eukaryota, Metazoa, Chordata, Actinopteri, Salmoniformes, Salmonidae. The transcript is spliced from 7 exons.
UCAAUAUGUUCUAAUGUACUGCUGUUUGUUCAUGUAUUAGCUUUACAACUGAAGGACAUCGUGUAUUUGAUAUGAGGAUGGUUCAAUGCAAUGUGUUGUGUGAGUUCAGUUACUCCACCAGUAAGUGUAUGUUUGUACUGUUUCAGGUGAUCAGUAGUGUGUGAGUUCAGUUACUCCACCAGUAAGUGUAUGUUUGUACUGUUUCAGGUGAUCAGUAGUGUGUGAGUUCUCACAUGGCUUGUCCUGAGAACAUGUUUUUUCUCAUUGGCUUCUUUAUGUCAGGUGUUUUGGCCUGUUUUGGUCGACGAGAUUUGAUCACCACAAUGCCAGAUAGACUGGAUGUACUGACUGGCUCCUGUGUGCAAAUCCCAUGUUCAUUUGUUAUUCCUGACCAACAUAAGGAUAAAUUUAACAGGGCAAUACUACUCUCUGGAGUGUGGAUUAAAGAAUCCCCAUACUUUGGUGAGCGUCCGGACAGAGUGAUAUUUAACAGUCGUGAGACGGUCAACAGAUAUCAAGGGAAGAUAACUGGAAACAUGUUCCAGAAGAACUGCACCACAGUCUUCUUCAAUGUAACCAGCAGUUACUUUGAUAAAUACUACUUCAGGAUUGAGAGUCAAUCAUUCCGUGCAACAGACACUGGAAAGUAUGUUGAAAUAGUGAUCAGCGAUUUGCCUUCCAGUCCCGUCCUUACAGUCUCAGGUGAGGUGAAGGAAGGGACCCCUGUCAGUUUGAACUGCUCUGCUGUCGCUCCCUGUCCCGAACACCCCCCUGAGCUGACAUGGAAUCUCCCAACACAGUUCACAACUGAGAACGAACUGCAGGAGAAUCCAGACCAAACCAAAUCAGUUCUCUCCACAGUGACCUUCACUCCGUCAUACCUUCAUCAUGAGAAGAACAUCACUUGUACUGCAGUUUACUCAGUAGGGACAAGCAACAAGACAGCUGAACAUAACAUGAUGCUUAACGUUUCAUUCUCUCCUAAGGACACCUUGGCCUCCAUCAGUCCAGCUGAUCCAGUAUCAGUGGGCAGCUGUGUUAAUCUGACCUGCAGCAGUACAGCCAACCCUCCUGUGAUAAACUUCACCUGGUUCCAGAUCUGUGGUAAUAAACCAACACAGGUAGCAUCUGGACAGAGUUACACCCUCAAUGUGACUGUUGGUGAUGGAGGACUGUACUUCUGUGAAGCAAGAAAUAGUCACGGCUGUGGGAAGUCAAAGGAAGUGCAGCUGGCUAUAAAAGGGCAAGAAGUGACUGUUAACACAAUGGCUUCUGGGAUUGCAGCAGGAACUUUGGGGGCCCUUUUGCUUAUCAGCCUGAUCAGUGUUUUUCGAUGGAGGAGAAACUCGAGGCUCCACGAUGGACUUGAAAGAACAGACAGUCCACAGGGACAGAACUCCCCGGUUGGGACAGUGUGUACUAACCAGGCCACAGCCAGAGAGGAACCAGAGGAACCUGCAGAAGACCAGCCUGAAGAGAUCCAAUACGGUGACAUAGACUUCUCCAAACUACAGACCAAAGAGACCCCAGCUACAGCCCAGGACAGGGUCCAGGGACAGGAGAGUGAGUACGCUGAAGUCAACGUGACUGGGAGAGAGGCUCAGGAACCACCUCUUAACAACCUAGAUGGGCUUUAUGCACAAGUGAAUAAAACAGGUGGAUGUUAAGUAUUUUGCCAAUGAGUAUUAAGUGUUUUUAUGUACAGUAUUGUAAUUGUGUAUCUGUUUCUAUUGGUACUUUUGUUACAUUUAUAAUUGUGUGCUCUUUGAUUAUCUGCAUAUUUGUAGAAUUUUCUGGGAUGAAAAGUGUUUAACUGUUACUAUAGUGGUGAUAUGAUGAUGCAGGCUACUCUUUAUUUUAGACCAUUUAUUUUGAGUGUUGAGUUCACAGAGCAUCUGUUUAAUGGGUUCCAGUAUAGAGGAACUGCUGAGUUCAACUAGCUCACUGAAGGCAGUUUAAGACCAUAUAAAGUCAAUGAUGACUGAGGAGAGAAGAGACAGUUAGUUGGAGAGACAGUGGUCUGAUACAAGACAGGAAGUUGGUGCAGUAAGUCUACAUGAUGGCAGAAUGGUGUUAACAUCUACUAGUUACUGUUUAUCUUCAUCUUUUGUGCAGCUCCCAGAAUAACAAUAUUAUCUAUUUUCAGUUUAUACAGUUGAAGUCGGAAGUUUACAUACAGAUAGGUUGGAGUCAUUAAAAUUCAUUUUUCAACCACUCCACAAAUUUCUUGUUAACAAACUAUAGUUUUGGCAGGUAGGUUAG